Messenger RNA from Lates calcarifer (barramundi perch), 7641 nucleotides. RefSeq names its product zinc finger, CCHC domain containing 14 (gene zcchc14). Gene Ontology annotation, molecular function: zinc ion binding; phosphatidylinositol binding; protein binding. The record is from RefSeq and is a predicted model, not a curated record. Lineage: Eukaryota; Metazoa; Chordata; Actinopteri; Centropomidae.
AUUAUAGAUAGGACUCGCAGCCAAUCAGAGCAGACUUUUCUUUAUAGGGGGCUGGUUUUGCUGCCAGAGUUGGGAUAAUGUUAAACACAGCUGUUUUUUCUCGACUUCAAGUCUCAUGGCAGAAUGCGAGGAGCGUAAUGCUACAUUUUGCACUAAGUUAAUUUAUGGACAUUGAGCAACCCCCCCUGGUAUUAGCGUGGUAUCAGUAACAGUGGUAUCUGAUGAGGUAAUGUCUCGAAAAUGUUAUAAUGUUAUUUCCAACGGCAGCAGCAGCUUUAGGCCACACUAGCUUUGUUUUUAAACUAAAACCUUAGCACAGUCUCGCUAGCGGUUGAGACUUGGUGGCUCGGCUCCUGCUGACGGUUCCUCGCACAAGUUUUGGGAAACCAUGAGGACGGAGGAGCAACUCUACAGGAAGGGAUUGUUGUGCAGUGCGGGACAGCAGAGCGGGGCGGCUCCGAUCAAAAAGUCUCUCUAUGAGUGAGAGUCUCCUUGAAUGGAGCGGUGUGUUUUCAUCUUCUCUAACAUUCUGCAAGAACAGUUUCUGUGCCUCCACGGGGGCUGCGGACCGACCGGCGGAGGGACUCCUGACUGCCGUACUGCGUGCUCAACACAAACCAGAGGCGACUUUGGAGAGAUUAUGGUUCGUAAGGGCCUGCUGCUCUGUCGCUGCUGGUCCGCCAACAAAGGAAACGACUGUUGCUUUUUUCAUUUCUCUUCUUUCAUGUUGUCGCCGUGUGAGGAAACUAGCAUUAAGAGUGUUGAAGUGAGAAUCAGCCUCAGUCACUGACUUAAAUCAAAAUUGAUAAAUAAGCUCUGACUUUAUGGCCAAUUGAGAAUAGCGCUGCUCGCGCGCGCCUGCGCAAUUACGCACGUACACAUACACACGCGCCCCCUUUGUUGUCAAGUUUACUCCCAAGUUGAAAGUCUGACAAUCUAAAUUCAGUUGUUGUCGAACCAAUAACAGUUCAGGUACCGUUUGAGUGGAUGUAUGAGGAUGGUGGAGAGCCGGAGCUGUGUCCAGAGGGAGGGGGUGUACCGCUGGUUCUCCUCCCUCACCUCAGCCCAGAGAGCUGAGUUCCUGUGCGGGCUGCUGGACCUCUGCGUCCCCAUCGAGCUCCGCUUCCUCGGCUCCUGUCUAGAGGACUUGGCCCGCAAGGACUACCACUCCCUCCGGGAUGCGGAGAUCAAAGCCAACAACCCCGCCGAUUUGUCGGGCCUCACCAACAUCACCGACGAGGUGGUACGCAGCAAGCUGUUGGUGUCCCUCGCCCUGCUUGGCUCAGACAACCGGGAGGCGGCGGGGGUCCUGUACCGGACAUUGACUCACAUAGACACGGUGAUCAAUAACUAUGGACUGGCGCUGAACGACGGGAGGACAGAGGAACAGUUUCUGUUGCUGUUCACCAUGGCCUCUAAUCACCCGGCCUUCAGCUUCCACCAGAAGCAGGUACUGAGGCAGCAGCUCAGCCAGAUCCAGGACAUCCUACAGGUUAGCAGCGGAGGAACAGGAGAGGUUCAGGCAGUAGGGCCUUGCGGGGAUAGAGCUGCUGCCUGUUACACUCAGCCACAUCACCACUAUCACCAUCAGACUGUUUCCCUCCCUCUGGCCUCCCCCGCUGCCUGCUCCUCUGCCUGACCAGUGCUGCGUACCUGCCUCUGUCUGCCUGCCAACCCUGCCACACACACUGCACCUGUUGGCACAAGCCAGACCAGAGAGGCCAGCACAGUCUCGGGGCCGGGCUCAGGGGUCACCAUGGGACGAGGCGACCAAGCCAUCAGCCAGGACCUCACUCCUCCUCUCCCAGACCCCCCUCCUUCUCCCCUGCCACCUCCUCCUCCACCACCUCCUCCUCAUCUGCCUCUUUCUUUACCUGCUGGGCAGGGCCUUGAUACAGCAGCACCAACAAAGAUCCAGCAGGGGAAAGCAGGAAAAGUGGUGAUUGAGAGGGUGCUGCUGAGAGGAGUGACACACAAGCCUGAAGACACCAGUGAAUAUGUGUUUGAGGUGAGCUGGUCAGAUGGUUUUGUGUUGUCCGUCGUCCGAACUCACCAGGAGGUGACGGAGCUUCUGUCCCAGCUGUCUCAAGCAUUUCCUGACGAAGGAGUGGAGAAGUUCCUCCCUCAGGCCAUGGAGCUGGACCCCAGGUGCCUGACAGGGCUGCCCUGCCAUGUCCUUCAGCACCACAGCGCCCAGCUGUUCUUCACCUCCACCAGGCCUCUCUCACCCAAUUGUCCUUCCUCCCUCCCUUCCGCCUUCCCUCCCUUACCCUCCUCCCCUCCCACAGCUCCUGUUGCCCCGACCUGUCCUCUCACUUCCAGCUCCAAUCUUGGCUGUAUGGUUCAAUACAGAGGACCCAACAGGGCAGUGUAUAGAGUGGCCAGCGUCCAGCCCGUUGUCAGCACCCACAACUCUGUCUUGACUCGCUCCACUCCUCACCUCUCCUCCCUACCUCCUCCUCUUCCUCCUCCUCCUCUUCCUCCCUCCAUUCCCCCUCCCCAGCACUCUCCCCAGCUAUCCUCCCUCCCUCCCCCUGUGCCAUGCCUGUCCAGCCAGGGCUCUAUGACAGGUGGGGGUGAUAGCUCCUCCCAGCCACAUCCUCAGCACAGUCAGUUGCACUCGUACUCUCAACCCCAGCAGCACUCCCAACACCACCUUCAUGCACAAGCCAGCAGUCAGUCCAGUACACAGCCUCAAUCCCUGCACCUGUCCCAUUCCCAGCUGACGUCACACUCACAUUCCCAGUCCCUGUCCUUCUCCCAGUCCCAUGCCCAGUCCCGUUCCCAGUCCCAUACCCAGCCCCCAUCCCAGUCUCAGCCCAAUGCUCCAGAGCAGAACGGCAUCUUGGACUGGCUCCGCAAGCUUCGGCUUCAUAAGUAUUACCCCGUCUUCAAACAGCUCACCAUGGAAGAGUUUUUAGCGCUGACAGAGGAAGAUUUAAACAAGUACGACUUGACCCAAGGAGCAAAGAAGAAACUCAAGACCCAGCUGGAGCUACAAAAGGAGAUGAAGAUGGAGAAGCGGUCUUGCAGCGGCAUCGCCAGGGUAACACCUUCCAGUCACAUGGGACCCCCAACACACCCAACCUCCACUGCAGGAGAGCUGCGAGUGGAGGUGGAUGCUGUGCCACACCAUCACCCCGUCUCCACAGACAGCAGCUCAUCCUCAGGCUACUCCAGCUCUUCUUGCUCCCCUCGGACACCGCUCUGCUGUGACUCCACAUUUGACAGGAGCAGAGACAUUCACAGGCGUGUGUCAGGUCCAGAUGCAGUAGGAGGGGGGCCAGAGAAGGACCGGUCCUGCCUCCUCAUCCUGAACUCCAGCUGCCCCACAGGGUCAAGUCGCCCCACAGCCCAGGUCCUACCCGUCCAAACUGAUCCAGCUCCUCCUCUGCCUCCCUCUUGCUCCACCCACCUCCCCUUUGGUCUCCCGCAGUCUCCCUACCUCACACAGGCCAACUACCCCCAGACCUUACUUUCCCCGGUCUCUAAUCCAGCACGUAUCCUGACCUCGCCACGCAAGCCCCGCCCUCCCCCACUGUGCACAGAGGACAGGACUAAGCAGGUGGGCUCAGGUCUUCCUGCAGCUGCUGCAGGCUUUAGUCCGGGGCUCAGUGUGGGGAUGGGGGUGAGACUGGAAAACCUGUUCCCUGGACUGAACAUGGACGGCUCCACUGUGCUCCAGGACUCUGUGGUUUGCCGUGGCCUGGCAGGAGGUGCUAUGGGUCUGAUGGUAGAAACCAGUUCUGCUCUGACCUCCACGUCCAACAGCCUCCACCACGUCUCCCAACCCCCCCUCCACUUCCACCUCUCAUCCUCUUACCCUCCUACCUCCUCCUCCUCCUCCUCCCUCUCUUCUUUCUCUUCCUCCUGCUCCUCCACAAAGUCUGGCUCACAGUCUGGGAGCUCCAGCGGUGGAAGUGGAGGUGGCUUUGUUCCCAGUGUUCCUGUGGCUGCAGUACCCGGCAACACUUACUACCCUCCUCAGCCUACCUCCAGUCCCUCCCCCUCCCCAUCCUCUGCCUCCUCACUGGAUCAAAGUUCAGGUCAUACCCCCUCCGUGUGUGUUUGCAGCUCCUGCGGUUGUCGGGGGAACUGUGGCGCCUAUGGGGCGUUGCCUGGAUACGCCGCAGCUGGCUACCUGCAGCCGUUCUCUGCCGGCCCCUCCCUCUUCACCCUGGGUCCUUUGCUCCAUCUCAGCCCCCUGUUAGCCUCAUCCAGCACAGCUGGCAGCGGAGCCACGCCCUUUUCCUACCCAAUGAUGAUGCCUCCACCCCUCUACCGCCACAGCCCUGUAUCACACGACCAGCAGCAGAGCUUUGGCUUCUACCAGCCCCACGGCAUCAUGGGAAAUGGAAGCCAGAAACGGGCAGCAGGUAGCCUGUCAUGUUAUAACUGUGGUGCUAACGGACACAGAGCAGAGGACUGCAAACAGCCGCCCAUGGAUUCAGCACAGCAAGGGACAUUUCGACUGAAGUACACUCCUCACUCUGACAAUAAGGACUCAGGGGACUAACCAGCAGAAACACCAUUGGAUUUGAACUGUCAUACUCCUGACACAGUUGUACCUCAUGUUCCUGCUAAAGCUAGCGGGCAGCAGCCUCACUGCUAAAAGGGACGCACACACAGACACACACAGCCCGCAUCUGGCUGCCACGAGGUAGCAUGGGUCUGUACAAAGACUGCUGGUGUGAAAGCAGAGACCUCUCCUGUCCCGUGCGAUUCUUUUACAACAUAUAAGAGUGAUGAGACAAGGAUGGAAAAGAAACAGUCUGUGUCAUCAGAUUAGCUUUCAUCUCCCUCAGAUCUCCACAGACACAAACACAAGCCCAGAGGAGGGGUGGGAUUUGUAAAUUCAUUUCAGAGACCUAACUGGAACUCUGCUUCAUCCUCAGAAGAAACACUACAAACAGAUAAUCAGCCAUGUUUCACUAGACAGUUCCAGCUAAAUGACUGAGCAGUUAUAGUCUUCUAGAUGGUUCACAAUCCAAAGGCACAGCACUUCGUGGACUCCCAUCAAGUGCAUUUCUAAACCGUGAAACCCUGUUUCAUCAGCCCAACCAUGACCCCAUUGUGACAGACUGGAUACCUUGGAUAUACAUUGUGUCCAAAUCUCUGAAUGCACAAAGAACUACCAGUGUUAUUUUCCGUUUAACUGAAUCUAGACGUAAAGAAUUUCUCGUACUACUCGGCUUAAAAACCGCGAUGACUGAAGAAAGCAGUUGUGUGUCUCAUGAUCAGGUUUGGCUCACUGCUGUUAGUUCACUUAAAAGAGCUGUGUCCCAAUUCCAUACUAUAUACUAAGUGCAUAUGGUGUACACUAUAUUCAUAUUUUUAUUGCAUGUUUUUUUGCAGUUAGUAUAUAAGAAGACAGUGUACAUUCUUACACCAAAGCAUUUCAUACUAACAGAAAAAGAUGCCAUACAUGUGGCAUGCAAAGGUGAUCAAACUUUAGAAUACCACUGCCAGUUUAGAUUCACAGCAAAAUGUUUAUUCAAAACAAUGUGUGUUCCUGGAUUCAUUUUAAUUUUCACAGCUUAUUUCUUAUAUGCAUUUCAUUGUGGGACAAUAGCUUCCAUCAGCAGCAGCAUACUCAAAAAUCCAGUGUUUUUAUCUACAUGCUGCUUGUUUUGAGUGUAUUUUAUUUUAUCGCUUUUCCAGUGUGAACACACUAGAGACUGAAAACCUGCUUAGUAUUAGUGUGUACUGUAGUGUGGAUUUAGGACACAGCUAAGCUGUUAUAAAUAAGGUUUCUUUUUUUUUAAAAAAAGAAAAAGGUGGCACACCACCACCAAGGCAUUCAUUGCUGUGUUGGUGUGUUAUCUUGUACCACUUUUGAGGUUGAGCACCCAAUUGAAAUACACUCUUGUUCCCCUUUUUGGUGUGUUCUGGUGAAAAACUAAAUGGAACCACAGUUUUUUUUUUUUUGUUUGUUUGAAUCAGUUCCCCUGAUUCAAGGGCUUGAUCCUCAUAAACGUGGAUCUGCUGGAGACCCUGAGGUUCUGCUGAACCCAGAAUGAAGUGCUCUAGUCUUACAGUCACCACAGCUAACAGUGUUUUCAAGUGGUUCUUUGUCAACGUGUCAGCUACUUUAGAUUUGACAACUACAAUGUUACCUGUAAACAACAAGUGAAGUCCAGCGAGCUCCAUGAUUCACAGGUUCAGGUUAAUGGUACAGUAUAUCCAUAACAAUAGGUCUUGGCUGCUAACAGGAACAGAGAGUUUAAUCCUUGGUUCCUCACAACUUACUGUAACCUUUUUGUUGUUGUUUAUUAUGAUAUAUUCACCAAACACAAUCAAUGCCUCCUUUAACAAGAAAACAAGUAACUUUUUGGCAACUGAUGACUGCACAGGGCACUCCAAGUGUGUCCUCAGGGAGAAGGUUUGAAAUGAGUGAGGACUCAUUAGCUGUGUGUCAAGAAGGACAUAUUGGGUCAGGAAAUCUGGACUUGGAGAAUCUCGCCCCUGUGCUGGGAUGCCACUUGGCAACUGGAAUCCCUCUUCAGCAGCUGAGGAUCACAGCUGGAAGCUGCACCAGUCACCCUCUUGUUACCCCUUCAGCAGUGCCUGGGGCUGAACCAAUCACCUUUGGAUGAUGUGCAGCUUCACUACCUCUGAGCUAACCUGAGAGCGGAAUGGCCUCCUGUGCCAAAUAGUGUUCCUAUCAGAAUGCAGACUGAAAAGAGUCUGCAGUCUGAUAGUAUCUUUAAUUUACACCAAUUUAAACAUUUUUUUAAAAAGUGCCAAUUUCUUUUUACUUGAUGAUGUUGAGCUGAGCAGAUGUUAAUCCUGAACUUGUUCUCACUCCAGGAGAGAUGGAGCUGCCUCUUUUUGUAAUUAAUAUGUACAGUCAUUAAAGCCAGGACUGUUAAAUGUUGACAGCUGUAAAAAAAUGUAUAAGUGAGAGUUCAGUGUAUUCAUGUCUCUGACUGUGAGUGAGUUGCUGGGCAGGACCCAGAGUUUUACAGACACGAGGACAGCUGGUCCUUCAGAUGAAACUCUAUCUGUGCCCCUGGAGGGCACAGCACAGGAACAUGGGAAGUUUAUUUAAAAUGGUAAAUGCUGAACAUUCAGUAUGUAUAACAACUUCUGUCUGUUGUUUAGAAUAAAAAGUCAACAAUGUGCUUUUGUAUUGUGAUAUGAAUGUUGUUGGACUAUGCCUUUUCACAGAAACACGGGAAUCAACCAACCAGCCCUCAGCUCUUCAGCUGAAUGUUUAUUUAAAUUUCAACUGUUUCAAUGGGCAUGGCCACAUAAAACACAUUUAUUCAGCAGUUACAAAGGAGAAAAUUGCCUUGAACACUAAUUUCAUAAUUUUUUAUAGAUCAUACCAAAGAAUGCUGUUUUUUCUUUCUUUUUUUUUUUUGACAAAUAGCUCCACUUUUAUAGGGUUUAUUUUAUCUCUUAACUUCUUGCAGUAGAGCCUGUUUAAGUGAUACUCCAGCAUGCAUGUUGCUUCAUCUUUAGUAAAAUGUGUUUUUGAAAUAUUUUGUGCAAAUGUUUGAACACGGUUUAUAAUUAUCCAGUUCAUAUGUAGGUCAGAUUUUCUAUUGUGCAUUGUGUUUUAAAACAUGAUUGCUUUAUCUGAACUUUGAGGGAAAAAUGUUUGAGUAAUAAAAUAUUUUCUGAUUCUGCCUUUCA